UGUGGCUAUAUCGGUGACAAGCUGUCAGCCUAUUCUAUUUUCACUUUAAUAAAAAUUUCAAUAAUGUCUUGUAAAUAUUAGAGAAUAAAGAGAAAGAUAGAGGAGAGUAAAAAUAACAACGAGUGAGUAAGAAAAAGAUAGAGAGAAAAAAAGCGAAGAAAAGGGUACAGAGCGGCGCAGUCGUAUAUGCAAAUUUUUUUUGCCCUGUUUGCACUCGAUCGGCGGCCGCAGCUCAAUGGACAAACUCGUUAGAGUUUUGUUAAGCGUUCGAGAAUUCAAAGUCAGGAAUGACGACGACUUUGUUGAUAAGCUCAACCGCCAAUACUCCGUAUCUUUGCUAGUAACUUUUAGUUUGAUUGUUAGUACGAAACAAUUUGUUGGAGAGCCUAUUAAAUGCUGGUGUCCAGCACAUUUCACCGAAAGUCAUAGGGAUUAUGCAAAUACUAUUUGUUGGUUAUCUAAUACCUAUUAUGUACCUUUCGAAGAAGGAAUACCAACUGAUAUUGGAGUUCGAACCAGACCGAAGAUCAGCUACUACCAAUGGGUUCCUCUAGUCCUCCUCAUAGAAGCCCUUAUGUGUUUCAUACCUUGCCUAAUAUGGCGAAUAUUACACAAACGAUCUGGUAUUAAUUUAUCAGCCAUUCUUGAUGUGUCUAGAGUGUGUGAACGUUCAACUUAUGGAGAAGUUAGGGAAAAAAGCGGCAGGUACUUAGUCAGUCAACUGCACAAAUUCUUUACCGUACAAAGGGGUAAGAAAGGAUGCGUAGAAAAUAUUAGUAAGCGAUGCUGUCUGGUUGGUGGAAAGCGUUAUGCUGUCGACCCGAAACGUCUAUACGGCUUAGAAAUUAUAAGGAAGCUUAUAGAAGGAACCGAUUGGACUGAGAUCGAACGAUUUCCCCGCGUAACCCUCUGCGAUUUCAAAAUACGUCAUUUGGGACGUCUGCUACCUUAUGUUGUCCAGUGUGUUCUAACAAUCAACUUAUUCAAUGAGAAGAUAUUUUUAAUUAUUUGGUUCUGGUUUCUAAUUUUAUCCGCCCUAACUGCACUCAGUCUGGUUAAAUGGUUUACUCUAGCCAUCUAUUGGCCCGGUCAAGUCGAUUAUGUAAGGCGUCAAUUAACAUCGAUCGGUGUCGACGAUUGCAGCGUUAAAUCCAGGGUUAGAAAUUUUGUAGUUGAUUAUUUAAGGAGAGACGGUCUUUUUGUUCUGAAAUUACUGACUUUGGGUGGUGGUGAGAUGGUUUGCGCUGAAACAUUGAGCGGACUCUGGUCGAACUAUGCACCGGAUAGACGCUACGGUCGCGACGUGACCAACGCUAAGCGUCGAAGGGACGACUGCGUUUAGAGAGAGUAAAUACACAAAAUUAUAUACAAAAAAAACCUAGCGUAUCAUUUAGCGGUCAGUUUAAGUAGGCGGUUAAGGCAAGUCCGCCCACUUUUGACAAACCUAUAAUUACAUAUGACAAUGUAAAUAAAGAAAUGACAAAGAGGAGGGAGAGAAGUAGAUGGAAAAAUAAAUAUUUAAAAGGAAAACUUCUAGGGAAAGAAAAAAGGUAAGAGAAUAGAAACAAAAUGAACAAAAACAGCAACAAAAACCAUAGAUUAGUAGCAGCUUUCCGCCUUUUCCCCUCUCCGCCCCAUUAAACGCG
Messenger RNA from Dimorphilus gyrociliatus, 1646 nucleotides. Lineage: Eukaryota; Metazoa; Annelida; Polychaeta; Dinophilidae. The record is from the annotation of a GenBank genome assembly.